UUUCCUAAUUUCUAAACAACCAUUGUUGAUUAGCUUUCUACUUAUCCCUUCUGCUGCAUCUGCUUCUGCUUCAACAUAAACACAUACUCAACACACGACACCAUAUUCUAAUGCUGUAAAAUCUGUACCAUGCUGCUUUUGUGCCUUGUCUCUGUCUACCCCUUCACUCACUAUGGCUGAGUUUCUCGCCAUAAACCCUCUUACCCUUUCAGCUGCAGAAUCUCCGAGAUUCCCCUUCCUCAAUUCGCUCCAAACUCCUUCACCCAGAACCCAACUUAACCCAAAUUCCCGCGUCUCCUUCUCUUCCAAACCCUCCAAAACCAGUUGCAAUAACAAUAGUGUCUUUUGGGCACUCAGCUCCCGCUCCAAUGAAGGCCCAUCAAGGGACUAUGGCUUUUACAACGAACUUGAAUUUGAAGAAGUAAAGGAAAAGACUUUUGGGUUGGAGGGAAACCCUGUUGGUGAAAAUUCUCCCACUGAAAGUGGGUCUGUCCCGUUUGAUGGAGGGGAAGGUGGUGAUGAUAAGGGAGAGGGUGAUUUGAUUCGGGUUCAGGGGGAUGCAGAUGGGGAUGGCAAUGAUUUGAAGAAAGAUGAUGAUCAAGGUGAGAAUGAGAAAUUUGGAGAUAAAAGAGUAAGAAGAGGCAAACAGGUAAUUAGAAGGUCGAAUUUGUUGGCCAAGCAGGUGAUCAGCAUUCGCUCUGCCCUUAGCAUGGGGUUCGUCUCGCAACUUUGGGUGGACACCACCUCUUGGAUGGUGCUGUUUGUGGAGGUGAGGCCAAACUUGCUUUCUGGGGAUUCAGAAAAAUUCCUUCUGGAAGAUAUCAGCCAGGUUGGAGAUGUCGUCCUUGUCCAAGAUGAAAGUGUUAUGGAUAAUGAAUUUAAAAUGAUUGGAUUGGAGACACUGGUUGGAUACAAAGUUGUAACACCCUCUCAACGGAACAUUGGAAAGGUGCGUGGGUACACUUUCUGCAUCAAUUCAGGUGCUGUUGAAGAACUUGAACUAGAUUCAUUUGGACUAUCAAUCAUUCCAUCAAGCUUGGUGAGUACGUACUCUUUGCUGGUUGAGGACGUUCUGGAAGUAGUAUCUGAUGCAGUUGUUGUGCAUGAAGCUGCAGCUUUACGUAUUCAAAGGCUUUCUAAGGGUUUUUUGGGCAAUCACAAUGUGAGAACUUCUUUAGAUUAUGACUCCGAACAAUCUGAGACAUAUGGUCCGAUUUCAAGGAGAAGAAAAAGUGUCGGAAGAAAGAAACCCAAUCAAAAAGAAUGGGAUGAUGAAGAUAAUUGGGAUCUUCCAAUGGAUUAUCUCUGACUCUUAUGGAUUUUCUGCUAGAUUUCAUGUGAAACAUUUAUUUAUUAAAAAUUAUGGAAGUUGAAAUAAACCUGUUAUAAACACCGAAAGGGAAUAUUUUAUUUCCUUUUCACCUUUGCUGAGAAGUAGGCCUUCAUUUAUUUGUACAGUUAGUUUCAUUGGAUUUAAAAAACAUAUAUAUUUAUUUUAGCAAUCUCUUUUUUUACCAUUA
Messenger RNA from Vigna angularis (adzuki bean), 1520 nucleotides. RefSeq lists its product as uncharacterized. The transcript is spliced from 7 exons. The record is from RefSeq and is a predicted model, not a curated record. NCBI's taxonomy places the organism in Eukaryota, Viridiplantae, Streptophyta, Magnoliopsida, Fabales, Fabaceae. The coding region runs from base 173 to 1309 and encodes 378 amino acids. Gene Ontology annotation, molecular function: protein binding.